Messenger RNA from Anguilla rostrata (American eel), 3708 nucleotides. RefSeq names its product solute carrier family 43 member 1a (gene slc43a1a). The coding region runs from base 201 to 1895 and encodes 564 amino acids. Lineage: Eukaryota; Metazoa; Chordata; Actinopteri; Anguilliformes; Anguillidae. The record is from RefSeq and is a predicted model, not a curated record. The transcript has 16 exons. Gene Ontology annotation, biological process: neutral amino acid transport; transmembrane transport. Gene Ontology annotation, molecular function: neutral L-amino acid transmembrane transporter activity; L-amino acid transmembrane transporter activity.
UUUUACAAGAAGACAGACACAAUCCCUCCGGUAGAUAAACACAUAGGCUAUAUAUAUUUACUUAAAGGAGUACGAUUUUUUAAGCGCAGAGAACGGAGUUAGGCUACGGAAAAUAACAGACAGUGAGAUACCGACUGAAGUCACACACAGUACUACAGGAGAACCAGUGACUAUUUUACACCCUACAGGCCACCAGCAGUAUGAAAGUGAUGGCACCCUCCCUAUCCCAGGCCUAUAGGAGGCGCUGGUGGAUGGCAGGCUCGGCGGUGCUAGAGAACCUACUGUUCUCAGCAGUGCUGUUGGGUUGGGGUUCGCUGCUCAUCAUGCUGAAGCAUGAGGGGUUCUACUCUCACUUGUGCACAGAGAAUGGGACAGCGGGCAGGAACAUCACUGUGUUGGAGAGUGGUGAUUGGCUGAGCUGCGUGGAGCAGGAGGAGAUGCUGAAUCUGGGCUUCACCAUUGGUUCCUUCCUGCUCAGUGCUGCCACCCUCCCCCUCGGCAUCCUGAUGGACAAGUAUGGGCCCCGCCCACUGCGGCUGGUGGGAAGUGCAUGUUUCGCUCUUUCCUGUGCCAUGAUGGCUGUGUCUGCAUAUGACCCUGCAGUCCUCUCUACUAUUAUCUUCCUUGCUCUCUCCUGCAAUGGCUUUGGAGGGAUCUGUCUGACCUUCACAUCCCUCACGCUGCCCAACAUGUUCGGCAGUCUCAGUUCUACUGUCAUGUCCCUCAUGAUCGGAUCCUAUGCCUCUUCCGCCGUCACUUUCCCUGGCGUGAAGUUGAUAUACGAUGUGGGAGUGUCCUUCCAUGUCAUCAUGUGGGUGUGGUCUGGGAUGGCCUGCCUUGUGUUCCUCAACUGCUUCCUCAACUGGCCUGUGGAGUCCUUCCCCACUCCUGAUGAGAUCAACUACACGGAGAAGCUUGAGUUGAAUGAAUCAGCCCUGGAUCACCAAAGUCAUGUGACCAAUGAGGUCAAACAGCUGAGCCAGAAGGGGGAGGAGUCAGACCAAUCACAUGAGCAGUUCAUCGAACCUCCCACCCCACCCAACUCGGUGCCAUUCCGGAGGUCUGUAUGCUCUCCCAUCUUCCUCUGGAGCCUUAUCACCAUGGGGAUGACUCAGCUGCGACUCAUAUUCUUCAUGGGGGCCAUGAAUAAGAUGCUGGAGUUCCUGGUAACCCAUGGUGAUGCCCAUCCCUCAGAGGAAUUGCAGAAGCAGGUGGAAGAGAAAGUGGGGUUCUACUCUUCCAUCUUCGGAACCCUGCAGCUGCUAUGCUUGGUGACCUGUCCUAUGAUUGGCUACAUCAUGGAUUGGAAAAUGAAGGACUGUGUGGAGCACACAAGUGCCCAGAUGGAGGGAGAAAAGAGAUUUCCUGUGCCAGUAAAGAGAGACAAUAAAAUUCAGAAAAUCACCAAUGCCAUGCGAGCCUUCACCUUCACCAACCUGCUGCUGGUUAUCUUUGGAAUCAUCUCUCUUAUCGACAACUUACCUUUACAGCUCCUCACUUUCAUCCUCCAUACCAUGGUGAGAGGGUUCAUCCAUUCCUGCUGUGGUGGGCUGUAUGCCGCUGUGUACCCCUCUAAUCACUUUGGGACACUGACAGGCCUGCAGUCGAUGAUCAGCGCCGUCUUCGCCCUGUUCCAGCAGCUUCUCUUCAUCGCCAUGGUGGGGCCACUCGAAGGGGACCCAUACUGGAUCAACUUUGGUUUGCUGAUGUUCUCAAUGGCUGGCUUCCUGUUGCCAGGAUACCUCCUGUAUCUUCGUAGAAACCUGGUCCAGAAGAAGGAGGAGACAGAGAAGGAGGCGACAGGUCACCUAGUACUGGAAAGGGAGGCUCUCCAUCAGUUCAACAGCAACGACACCAAACACCAUAGGAACGGCCAGAUCACUCAGGAAGCUUAGGACAAUGUACACAAAUCUAAGAAUUACACAAAAAUUGUGACUUCUUAUAAUUAAUAAUUAAUUUUUCUAACAAGAACUACAGCAGCAAUGAUAGUUACAUUUUUUAAAGGUUUCCAACAGUUUUGUUUCUUCUUGUUAUUAUUGUUGUUGUUGGUGUCAUAUGAUGUUCAUCUAGCUCAAGCCAUUUAAUUUCAAACCAAAGUCCAAAACACUUGACUUGAUUCAGUGUCUCACGUCAGCAAGUUGUGUAGGAUUGUUGCUAUUAUUUGUAGUUUUUGGCCUGCAUGGUUCAUGUUAGUUCUAUUUUUUUGAAUGCAUGGUUAAUAUUACUUGUAGUUUUUGGGCUGUGUGGUUAAUGUUAUAGGAUUGGACGAUAUGUCAAAAUUUUCCUAUUGGCCACUGUCACCCCUGCAAUUGGCGAUUACCUAUAUAUUUGUACUGAGGGGGGCGCGGCUCCACGUGGUGUGGCUCCACAUCACGGCCUAUUUCGAGAUUUGAGUAACGGGUGUAGACAGAUCGCAGUUCUCCGAAGAAGCAGUAUCCAAAAUAAAUCUGCCUUUAGCUUAUCCUCUGACAUCCACCAUCUAUCUUUACUGAUCUCUCUUUCAGUAUGCCUGCUCUUCUUCAAUUAAACAAAAUAAAUCAUCCUGAGAUUUUGUCAGCUUGCGGGUUUCAGUGAGUGUAGCAGAGUCAGGCUGAACAGAUUCUGACAAAAUUUGAAAAUAAGUCCUUUGAUUAGUCACCUGGUUCAUUUUUAAGGUUUAAAAAAAGCAUGUACUAGUUAAUCAUGAUAAGCUGCAACCAGCUAUGAGUUUAUGUCGGGGUCACAACAUUCCAUUUAUAAAAUACUGAAAUGAUUCAUUCCAGACCACUUUCUUACUGUCACUGUCACUCUGGCAAACUGUUGUUGGCUUUGCUUUCUUUUUGGUGCCUGUUCCAAAGGCACGCUGGUACCAAGGAGGUUAAAAGACAAUGGCAGUUGGCAGCAUAGUAUGUAAUUAGAUAGUAGUGCCUCACCCAAUCAGCAGUGUCAAUACCUGGUGUAUGCACACGUGCAGUGCAACGUGAACAUUUUAGACAAGCAGGCUGAAAUACAGAGACUGACAGACCCACAGAAUGGUUUAUAGCUUACUAGCUGCUGGUCACAGCUAAAAAGCAAAGGUCUUUAAAUCAGCAAAAAACCAGCAAAAAUCCACUGGCUAUGGAUUCAGCCUAUUGCCCAUUCUUGAUGUAUUCGUCCAAUCGGCCAAUCCUAUAAUGUUAUAUUAUUUUUUAUUUUGUUUGUAUUUGUAACUGUAUAGUUAUCGUAGAUUGAGAUGGUAUUCCCAACCACAAAGCUUACACACAGACCUAUAGCAUUAUGCCUGAGUUUGUCCACAGCUGUGUCAUAUAUGUGUAUUGGAGAGAAAAGCAGUGUAUUCAAUUGGGAGGAGCCACUGCUUCUCUGACUACCUCUUCUGGAUGGUUCUCCAUCACACAACAGUGGCCUUUCAAAAUAAAAGCAUUGAAACUGCUUCAAUUGCAAUAGUGCAACCUAGAGGAGGUCACCAUCCUUGAUACUUUUUUAUGUGGUAAAACUCCCAAGUCAAAAACUUGUUCACUGCAACAAAAAAAAAAAGACCUUGCUGAAUAAUACUGGAUGCACUGUAUGGUUCUCACAUUGCAAUUGACUGCCAUUAUCUUUGUUGAGUUUUUUUUGUUGUUGCAACAUACACAUCAUCAGCAUUUUACCAAAUGGGAAUGCAUGUAAUCUUCAGCUGGAGGGACAAAGCAGCCAAACUUCAUUGUUCAUGGAGCCCCCCCCCCCCAAAAA